UACCCCCACGCAGAGGGUUCCUUGCAGGCUAUAUAGAAGACCCCUCACCGAAUAACAUCUUCAGAACUCAGAGUCAGUGUCACGGAAAUCUACCUGCACUUAACAAAAAUGGAAUACAAUAAAUUUGUAGCACUGUGUUUGGUUGCUCUUGCAAUUGGGCAAGCUGCAUCAUUGCCCCAGCAUCCGGUUUACAACCCUGAAGAGCACUCGCCCCAGGUGAGGGAGGAAAGAAAAUUCGCGGAGAAGCCCAAUGUCAUGAAGAAAGUUGGGCUUGAUGACAUCGACGAUAUUGGAUCCAAUUCAAUUCAGGAGGGUGGAGUAACUAGUUUUUCAUGGUCGAAUAUGCUGGGUAUGCUGAUGCAGAUGCUUCUCGGUCCAACUGCAGGGAUCACCAGCCCGAGCAAGAAUGAUAUCGAUGACGGAGGUGCACCAACCAGCCCAUGGUCUAAUCUAUUGGCCAUGGGUCUACGGGUUAUCACUGUUAUCCUUGGGGGUCCCCAGGGGCCCGAUGGCGUCGACAAAGUCGAUAAUGCCCAGAGCAGUCCCAUGCAGGAAGUAUUGACCAUGGUGCUAGGGGCAUUCCUGGGACAGGGAAGAAAUCCCGACCAAGUAUCGACAAUGGCUAAACAAGCUUCUGAGUUCAUCAACCUUGUCAUGAACCUGUUGGAAGCCCUGAAGACAUCCUUCUCCCAUCGCUCAUUCAACGCACGUUCUCUUGGAAAACGCGAUUCAGUGUCUGAGGCAGGUGUUGCUUCCAUAAUUAUGCUCAAGGGAUAUAUGCGAUCGAUGAAAGCAUAUAGCAAUGGUGGAAAGAACGAGGAUGAUGAACAACGUGGAUGUGCAGAACGUAUCAUCUGUGAAGCCAGUGCUGAGUGUGCAGCUGAUAGCCCGAAAACGUCCUUACUCUUCUGUCAAUUAGGAUCAUACGCAGCCAGCUGGUACCUUCAAGGCCAGGGUGGAGUCCACCUGGAGGCUCUGUAUGAUGCUGCACGUCGAGGACGCAGCGGUGAAAACUGCAGAACUCUCUUCGUAAAUUGUAACGCAGUUUGAGCAUCACGAGCCCUAUCACUACUUCACGAGGAAUAUCGAAAUUAAUCUCAUCCACGAUGCAGAGAAAUAUUUAUUCGAACUUAUCGUUGCCUAAAGAGAAGUUGUAAUAAGAAUAAUCGGUCGUCAAAUCGAAAUUCAAAUUAAUCGAUCAAGAAGAUGAAAAAUUCAAGGAUUUCACAUGGACGUAGACUGAGAAACUCUCGAGGCUUGGUUGGAUUUCAAUGCAACUGUUUAACUAGUUCAACUCAGCCUCGACCAAUCGAUAAACUAUUCGAUAUUUAUUUAUAUUUAUUACUGUGAAAUGAUUGCGCGAGUGCAUGAGACAGAAUGAGAAAAUUGUCGUAAUUUUUUACAACUCCAUUGAAACAUCUGGAAGCGUUAAUUUUGUCUCGACACCGAUUCGCGUGGUAUUAAUUAAUCUGUAGCUAGUUUUUUGUAUGAACUCGGAGGAUAAUUUUUAUGGGAGGAAGACGAGCUUAGAACUGAUGGCUUCAAAUGUGGAUCGGUGCAGAGAGAAUUGUCACCCUCGAGUGGAAAGAUGGAAAAAAAUCAUCAUUAAAACAGUAGUUUUGACACUCUGAGGAUUUGUCAUGCCCUCCCAGCUAUUUAUUUCAUACGUUAGCCAUCUCAGGACGUUUCCGCUUCACACACCCUAAAUUUUAUUAUUUCUGUAUAUAUUUAUUUCACAGUAUCGCAAAUUUUUUUUUUGUUAGGACACACGUGAAUACUUUAGUAGUAAGUUGUAUGUUCGUGUAGUAUGACUGUAUCCACUUAUUUUAAUAAAUAAUUGAAUAAAAA
Molecule: messenger RNA, 1848 nt
Organism: Fopius arisanus
Lineage: Eukaryota; Metazoa; Arthropoda; Insecta; Hymenoptera; Braconidae
Exons: 7
Coding region: 109-1050 (313 amino acids)
Source: RefSeq, a predicted model, not a curated record